Messenger RNA from Histoplasma mississippiense, 2136 nucleotides. RefSeq lists its product as hypothetical. The coding region runs from base 1 to 2136 and encodes 711 amino acids. Gene Ontology annotation, cellular component: membrane coat. Gene Ontology annotation, molecular function: clathrin binding. The transcript is spliced from 5 exons. Gene Ontology annotation, biological process: intracellular protein transport; vesicle-mediated transport. The record is from RefSeq and is a predicted model, not a curated record. Lineage: Eukaryota; Fungi; Ascomycota; Eurotiomycetes; Onygenales; Ajellomycetaceae.
AUGGCCAUGACUUUGGGCAAGGAUGUGUCGGCGCUUUUCCCUGACGUCCUUAAAAACAUUGCAACCAAUGAUCUGGAUCAGAAGAAGCUAGUCUACCUUUAUCUUAUGAAUUAUGCCAAAUCGCACCCUGACCUCUGUAUCCUUGCCGUGAACACCUUCGUCCAGGACUCGGAGGACCCGAACCCUCUCAUACGAGCGCUUGCCAUACGUACAAUGGGCUGUAUUCGGGUGGAAAAAAUGAUUGAUUACUUGGAGGAGCCAUUAUGGAAAACGCUGCGGGAUGAGUCUCCAUAUGUCCGCAAAACUGCUGCAAUAUGUGUAGCUAAACUGUUCGAUCUCAGCCCUACCACCUGCUUAGAGAACGGUUUCUUGGAGAGGUUGCAAGAAUUGAUUGGAGAUCCAAACCCCAUGGUCGUGGCCAACUGCGUUACCGCCUUGGCUGAGAUCAGCGAAACCGCUCCUGAAACGAAAGCCUUACACAUUACGCCAAAUACAUUAAGGAAAAUGCUCAUGGCCCUGAACGAAUGCACAGAAUGGGGCAGGGUGUCCGUUCUGACUAGUUUGGCAGACUUUAGAACGACAGAUGUGAAGGAAGCAGAAAAUAUAUGCGAACGAGUUGCCCCUCAAUUCCAGCAUAUCAAUGCCAGUGUGGUUCUUGCCGCUGUGAAAGUUGUCUUUUUGCAUAUGAAAAUCAUUAAUCCAGAAACUGCUCGGUCGUAUUUAAAGAAGAUGGCUCCCCCGCUAGUUACACUCGUCUCCUCCGCCCCGGAAGUCCAGUACGUUGCUCUGCGAAAUAUCGAUCUUCUCCUCCAGAGCAAGCCCAACAUCCUUGACAAGGAACUGCGGGUCUUCUUUUGCAAGUAUAACGAUCCGCCGUACGUCAAAUUCCAAAAGUUAGACAUCAUGGUCCGGAUCGCGAAUGAGCGGAAUGUAGAUCAACUUCUCGCAGAAUUAAAGGAAUAUGCCCUGGAAGUCGAUAUGGAUUUCGUCCGGCGUGCUGUCAGAGCCAUUGGGCAAACAGCAAUUAAAAUUGAGACUGCGACGGAGAAAUGUGUUUCCACGCUACUUGAUUUGAUUAAUACUAAAGUGAACUACGUUGUCCAAGAAGCCAUUGUCGUCAUCAGAGACAUCUUCCGCAAAUAUCCUGGCUAUGAGGGUAUUAUUCCUACUCUAUGUAAGUGUAUCGACGAGCUGGACGAACCCAAUGCCAGAGGAGCGUUGAUAUGGAUUGUGGGCGAGUAUGCGGACAAAAUCAGCAAUGCCGGUGAUAUCCUCGCUGGCUUCGUGGACGGGUUUAAAGAAGAGUUCACGCAGACCCAAUUACAAAUAUUAACAGCUGUGGUUAAGCUGUUCCUAAAACGGCCGGAUAAAGCUCAAGGCCUCGUCCAAAAGGUCCUUCAGGCAGCAACGGCUGAGAAUGACAAUCCAGAUAUUAGAGACCGGGCAUAUGUAUAUUGGCGACUCCUCUCGAAUACAACCGACCAAAAUGCUGCAAAGAAUAUAGUCCUAUCAGAGAAGCCUCCCAUUGUUACGACUAUCCAAUCUCUACCCCCCGCCCUGCUCGAGCAACUUCUUACAGAACUAUCAACACUCGCUUCUGUUUAUCACAAGCCGCCAGAACAAUUCGUUGGCGAAGGCAAAUAUGGCGCCGAUGCUGUCCAAAAAGCUGCCAUUGAGGAACAACUCCAAAACGCACGAGACAACCCAUUGGCCGCUGCGGCCGCUGCUGCCGCUGUUUCCGGAAAUGCUGCUCCAGUGCAACGAAGCAAUAUCGAGAGUCUGCUAGAUAUCGACUUCGACGGUACAGCACCUGCGUCUGCGCAUAAAGAGCCGCCAAGCGGCAUGUCUGGGCUGGAAGGACUAGCCGGAACACCUGUCCGGGUUCAGUCGCCGGUUUCUGGUGCUCCACCACCAUCCAGUAACAAUCUUGAAGAUUUGAUGGGCGUAUUUGGAAGCGGACCAAAUGGAGGUGACCUGUCCUCUAGUGAAGGCAUGGGAACACAGGAUGGCAGUGGUCUAAUGAAUGGCUUUGCGGGCUUAGAUCUUACGGGGUCAACAAGUAAUAGGCCUACGCCUCCUCCGGCGUCCGGGGCGACAAUAAGCAAGAGUAACCAGGAUAUCCUGGAUUUGUUCUAG